CUGCCUUCACCAAACCCCUCCCUUCCCUUUCGCUCUCUGCGGUCUUCUCACUGCCUCCUCUUCUCGCUUCCGCUCACCGCCCGUUCACCUCUCUGGACGUACCGCUACGCGCUUUCUCAGCGAGGAGACGGAUAGAGAUGCUGCUGAGGAAGCGGCAGCGGCCGCCCAUGCGGCGGACGACGAGCAUGACGGAGUUCGCGGCCGAGGUGGAGGGCCCGGUGACGGCCGAUCAGGUAGGGGCCGAGAACCAGAGCCGCCGCCCCCACAUCCUCCAGAAGCAGCGGAACCAGCGGCGGGCGGCGGAGGCCGCGCUGUGGAGGAGCGGCGGGGCCGGGGGUCGGAGGAGGAACUCCGGGAACUUCGCGGUGGUGGAGACCGCUUCCUUUUUGAUGGCCUGCGGCCUCUGCAAGCGCCGCCUGGGCCCCGGCCGCGACACGUUCAUGUAUAGGGGUGACAUCGCAUUCUGUAGCCUCGAGUGCCGGCAGCAGCACAUGAACCAGGACGAGCCGAAGGAGAAGUGCUCCCUAACUUCCUUGAAGGAUACUCCCCCGGCGACCAAUGGCUCUGAGAGUUCCGACGGUGGUGAAACUGUUGCUGCCGCUUAGUUUUCGACCGGCGUAUCGUAUCCUAUCGUAGUUGCAUAUUGUGAAUGCCAUAAGACAAAAGUAAAUAGACGUAGCUGAGUGUUUCCAUGGUUUUCCAGCAUCAUUUCAGGUGCUGAUGUGCUUGGCAACCUUUUUCUUUUGUUGUUGUGGGAGAGUGAAAAGGGACUGUAGCAUCGUUUUGAGAUAUUGGAAGAACAUGUUCUGUAAACAUGAUGCUAAAGCAAUGCCAAACUUUAUCUUUUUGUGAUC
Messenger RNA from Musa acuminata subsp. malaccensis (wild Malaysian banana), 854 nucleotides. Its product is annotated as FCS-Like Zinc finger 7. NCBI's taxonomy places the organism in Eukaryota, Viridiplantae, Streptophyta, Magnoliopsida, Zingiberales, Musaceae. The record is from RefSeq and is a predicted model, not a curated record.